AACCAGAACCAGUAUUGUCGUAAGCAGCAAGGACUCACCCAGUUCGUCGUAGCUCCCCGCGAUGUUCCCGGCUCCGCACCAGAGGGUCCCUGGAAGGAAUUUGGACUUGCUCCAGGCUCCAGACUGACCGGGUCAGCUGCCGCUCCCUCCGGCCAAGGAGCCCUUCCCUUCCCUUUCCCUCCAAAGUCCAUUUCUCGGUCAAGCGUCCGUCCAGAGGCCGCAGCCCAGUCCGUCCGUCUUUGGGACCCAGUGCUCCGUACUUUGUCAUGCUGCGGGAUUUGAAGUGCGCCCCCGACUCAAGGGAACCGGGCUGGUACCUGUCGCUGAUGGCCCCCAACGUCAAGGGCCCCAAAUACGCCUGGCUGGACCCUUCCCGCCUCUAUUGCCACCACCAGGCUUUGCACGACUGCGUGGAGGACCUCGUCCGGCCUUUUCGGGACGAGGCCAUUGACUUGGUGGCGGGCAUCGACGCCAUGGGCUUCAUCCUGGGGGCGGCCAUGGCCAACGCGCUGCAGAAGGGCUUCCUGGCCAUCCGCAAAGCCGGUCAUCUCUGCGUGGAGACCCUACAACAGCCCUACCGGGACUACUCCGGGAGGGACAAGUUCAUGGAGGUGCGGACAGACGCCAUUGGCCCAGGCCUCCGGGUCUUACUGGUGGACCAGUGGGUCGAGACGGGAGGCACCAUGCAGGCCGCUGUCCAACUGGUGGAGCGGCAAGGAGGCCGAGUGGCAGGCAUCGCUGCCAUUUGCAUCGAAGACAGUGAAGGAGGCCGACGGCUGAAAAAGCAAUACAAGUGGAGCCACUGCGUCCCGACGGAGAUGAUGCCCCGAUUCAACGCCCACCGAUUAGACGCCAACGGGGCCCAGGAAGGCUCGGAGUGAUUCGAACACAGUAGAUUGUAAUAAUAAUAUGGGUCUAAAGAUUUGAGCCGUUUGUGUGCCUUUAUGUACUGUAACACCCAUCUUCCAAAAAAGAAACAACGGCAAGAUUUUGGAAAAAUCUAAUUUUAUUAUCCAUAAUAAAUCCUGUAAAUAAUAUCCAGAAAAGGUGGGACAGCAUGGUUGCGCUUUUCAACACUGGGUAUUAUUAUUAUUAUUUGAAUUAUUUGAAUUUGAGUCCACAGCAGACACUGCUGGCUGUUGUACUGGAUCAUACACUAUUAUUAUUAUUAUUAUUAUUAUUAUUAUUAUUAUUAUUAUUAUUAUUAUUAAAUUGGUAUAAGUAUGGCUUUGGAUUUCCACAAAGCUAGAAAAAUUAUAAUUUGGAGUGGGAAUGCAAUGAAGGUUUCCAUUGGGAAGAUGGUCCCGAUCCAUCCAAGACACAGAUCAUUUCGGUUUUCCUUUGGUUUCGGAAACUGGUACAAAAGUUCAGUGCAAAUACAGCAGCGGGCAAAUGCCGUGUCCUCAUUGGCAGCAAUUGGAUUUCCGGCGCUUUUCCGUCUGGUACAAAUCCCGUUCGUUGCUGUGGAUCCCUGCAAGAGGAAGACACAGAGGCCCGGGAAUUACCGUAUAUACUCGAGUAUAAGCCGACCCGAAUAUAAGCCGAGGCACUUAAUUUUACCACAAAAAACUGGGAAAACAUUGACUCAAGUAUAAGCUGAGGGUGGGAAAUUUCAGAAAUAAAAAUAGAUACCAAUAAAAUUACAUUAAUUGAGGCCUCAGAAGGUUAAAUGUUUUUGAAUAUUUACCUAAAACUCUAAUUUAAGAUAAGACUGUCCAACUCUGAUUAAAUCAUUAUUCUCAUCUUCUUCAAUGUAAAUGUGCUUAUGUAUCCUUUUAAUAAUAAGAGUGAAAUAAUAAAUGUAAUAAUAAUAAUAAAUGCAGUAAAAUAAUAAAUGUAAUAAUAAAUGUAUUAUUAAUAAUAAAAAUAGACAAGAUCACGAUCUGUCAUCUGCAAAAGGCCACCCUACUGGGAUCUGUGCGCAUCAUCCGAAAAUACAUCACACAGUCCUAGACACUGAAGUGUUUGACUUGUGAUUUUGUGAUACGAAAUCCAGCUUAUCUAUCUUGUUUGCUGUGUCAUAAUAAAAUAAAAAUAGAGUAAAAUACAGUAGAGUCUCACUUAUCCAACACUCGCUUAUCCAACAUUCUAAAUUAUCCAACGCAUUUUUGUAGUCAAUGUUUUCAAAACAUGAUAUUUUGGUGCUAAAUUUGUAAAUACAGUAAUUACUACAUAGCAUUACUUCGUAUUGAACUACUUUUUCUGUCAAAUUUGUUGUAUAACAUGAUGUUUUGGUGCUUAAUUUGUAAAAUCAUAACCUAAUUUGAUGUUUAAUAGGCUUUUCCUUAAUCCCUCCUGCUUAUCCAACAUUCUGCUGGCCCGUUUAUGUUGGAUAAGUGAGACUCUACUGUAGAUACCAAUAAAAUUACAUUAAUUGAGGCCUCAGUAGGUUAAAUGUUUUUGAAUAUUUACAUCAAGCUCUAAUUUAAGAUAAGACUGAUCAAAUCAUGAUUCUCAUCUUCUUCAAUGUAAAUGUGCUUAUGUAUCCUUUUAAUAAUAAUAGACUGCAAUAAUAAAUGUAAUAAUAAUAAUAAUAAUAAAUGCAGUAAAAUAAUAAAUGUAAUAAUAAAUAGAGUAAAAUAAUAAAUGUAUUACACUAGAGUCUCACUUAUCCAACCAACGGGCCAGCAGAAUGUUGGAUAAGCGAAUAUCUUGGAUAAUAAGGAGGGAUUAAGGAAAAGCCUAUUAAACAUCAAAUUAGGUUAUGAUUUUACAAAUUAAGCACCAAAACAUCAUGCUAUACAACAAAUUUGACAGAAAAAGUAGUUCAAUACACAGUAAUGCUAUGUAGUAAUUACUGUAUUUACUAAUUUAGCAUCAAAAUACAGUAGAGUCUCACUUAUCCAAGCUAAACGGGCCAGCAGAAGCUUGGAUAAGCGAAUAUCUUGGAUAAUAAGGAGGGAUUAAGGAAAGCCUAUUAAACAUCAAAUUAGGUUAUGAUUUUACAAAUUAAGCACCAAAACUUCAUGUUAUACAACAAAUUUGACCAAAAUAGUAGUUCAAUACGCAGUAAUGUUAUGUUGUAAUUACUGUAUUUAUGAAUUUAGCACCAAAAUAUCAUGAUAUAUUGAAAACAUUGACUACAAAAAUGGCUUGGAUUAUCCAGAGGCUUGGAUAAGCGAGGCUUGGAUAAGUGAGACUCUACUGUAUCACAAUGUAUUGAAAACAUUGACUACAAAAAUGUGUUGGAUAAUCCAGAAGCUUGGAUAAGCGAGGCUUGGAUAAGUGAGACUCUACUGUAUUUACAUAGACUGUCCAACUCUGAUUAAAUCAUUAUUCUCAUCUUCAAUGUCAAUGUGCUUAUGUAUCCUUUUAAUACUAAUAGUGAAAUAAUAAAUGUAAUAAUAAUAAAUGCAGUAAAAUAAUAAAUGUAAUAAUAGAGUAAAAUAAUUUCCAAACAAAUUGUAAGAAAAACAGUUUCAGCAGUAAUAUUUAAAGACAGUACAAGCAAACUGAUCUGUCUUAUUUCUUCCAUGUGGAUGAAAACAUGUCGAUUGCAAUGAUGCACGUUACAGUAUCCAUCAUCAUUUGGACACUCCUUGCUGCUGUUAAACAUACUUCAUUUUUAAUUGCAUCCCUUAUUUUUUGGUUCCAAUGUGAGUAACCCACCAAGGAUUUCAUUUUUUAUUCAUUCUUAAUAAAGGGAUGUUUUUGAAAUGGGGGAGCCUGGUAUUAAAAAUGUAAAAAAGUAAAUUUGCAAAGAGUUAAACUUAUUUAUUUCAAAGUGCAUCUUUAUGUUUUUAAAGUUGGGGUUUUUUGUAUACCCUGAAAAAAUACUUUAUGGUAGAGCACAUAUAAAAGAGCUCUCUGUUCAUUCUUUUGUAUUGGAAAGAGCAGUUCUAUACAAUAAAUUUCUAAAACCCC
Anolis carolinensis (green anole) is the source of this 3864-nucleotide messenger RNA. RefSeq names its product adenine phosphoribosyltransferase-like. The transcript is spliced from 7 exons. NCBI's taxonomy places the organism in Eukaryota, Metazoa, Chordata, Lepidosauria, Squamata, Anolidae. The record is from RefSeq and is a predicted model, not a curated record. Bases 267 to 881 code for a protein of 204 amino acids. Gene Ontology annotation, molecular function: adenine phosphoribosyltransferase activity.